Drosophila erecta is the source of this 1037-nucleotide messenger RNA. RefSeq names its product solute carrier family 25 member 35. NCBI's taxonomy places the organism in Eukaryota, Metazoa, Arthropoda, Insecta, Diptera, Drosophilidae. Bases 105 to 1019 code for a protein of 304 amino acids. The record is from RefSeq and is a predicted model, not a curated record. The transcript is spliced from 3 exons.
CUGUUACAUUUUAACGCAUAUUGUUUUCAAGUCUUAAGCAGCUGCUUAUCGCAAGUAUAGCGUUAGUGAUCACUAGGCUGUGAUACAGAACGGACGUUUCAUUGAUGGCUACAUCGGAUUUUGUGCUGGGUGGCGUGGCUGCCAUGGGAGCUUGUGUCUUUACCAAUCCCGUGGAGGUGAUCAAAACUCGCAUCCAGCUUCAGGGAGAGCUGGCCGCCCGAGGAUCUUAUGCUCAGCCAUACAAGAGUGUUUUCCAGGCUUUUGUGACUGUGGCCAAAAACGAUGGAAUUCUCGGCCUGCAGAAAGGAUUGGCUCCUGCCUUAUGCUUCCAGUUUGUAAUAAACUCGUGUCGAUUGAGUAUAUACACCCAUGCAGUAGAGAAGGGUUGGGUCCACAACAGCAAAGGCGAGAUCUCCUUUCCAAAGGGCUUGUUCUGGGGCGCCUUGGGCGGCGUUGUGGGCUCCUAUUGUGCCAGCCCCUUCUUCCUGAUCAAGACGCAACUUCAGGCACAGGCAGCCAAGCAGAUCGCCGUUGGUUAUCAGCAUCAGCACGCCUCGAUGAGUGAUGCGAUUAGGAAGAUAUACCGGAAGAAUGGCGUCUUUGGACUCUGGCGAGGAUCUUUGGCCAAUGUCAACCGCGCCACUGUUGCCUCUGCCGUUCAAAUCGCAGUUUUUGGCCAAGCUAAGAGUCUUUUGAAGGAAAACGGAGUGGUAGCUCAUCCCACAAUCCUGUCCUUUUGCUCUGGCCUAGCCGCUGGGUCAUUUGUGUCGCUGGUAAUCACUCCAUUGGAUGUGAUUACCACUCGUCUUUACAAUCAGGGAGUUGAUGCCCAAGGUCGGGGCAUUUAUUACAGGAGCUGGUCGGACUGUGUGCUUAAGAUCUUUAGAUCGGAGGGGUUAUAUGGGUUGUACAAGGGCUUUUGGCCCAUUUAUCUGAGAAGUGCUCCAUAUUCCACCUUGGUGCUUUUGUUCUUUGACGAACUAGUUGCCGUUAGGGAAAAGUACAAUCUUCACUACUAACGCAAAUUAUUUGAAACG